Molecule: messenger RNA, 2975 nt
Organism: Calidris pugnax (ruff)
Lineage: Eukaryota; Metazoa; Chordata; Aves; Charadriiformes; Scolopacidae
Gene: WDR6
Product: WD repeat domain 6
Exons: 5
Coding region: 1-2190 (729 amino acids)
Biological process (GO): tRNA methylation
Cellular component (GO): cytoplasm
Molecular function (GO): protein binding
Source: RefSeq, a predicted model, not a curated record
AUGCUGGCGGCCGCCCCGCUGCUCGGUGGGGCCGAGACGCUCUGCGCCCUGGGUGGGGGCGACGGGCGCCUCCUCCUCUUCGCCCUGGACCACCCCGGGGCUGCCACCGAGCUGAGGCUGUUCGAGGGGGCCGUGCGUGGGCUGAGCUGGGCCCCCCACCCUGGGCUGCCCCCCAGCACCGCUGCCCUCCUGGUCUCCGGGCCCGACGGGGAGAUGCUCUGGCUGGACGUCACCCACCACCCUGGGCAGGCUCCCCGGGUGCGGCUGAUGGGACGGUACCUGCUGCCACCCUGCAAGCAGCGCUGGCACACCUGCGCAGCCUUCCUGCCCCAGGAAGGGCUCCUGGUCUGCGGGGACCGCCGGGGCUCCCUCCUCCUCUUCCCUUGCAGCAGCUCCCCAGGACAGGCUGCGGAAAGCACCAGCAUCACCAAUGGUGGCACCGACUCAGUCGGCGAGGACUCAGGCAGCGAGUUGGAGCCCUCUGGCUUGUUGCACAAAGAGGCUCUUCCCCUUGAGGCCCCGGUGUCCGUGCUCUUUGGGCUCCAUGGGAAGACAGGGGUUACCUCGGUGGCCUGCCACAAAGGCUACAUCUACAGCACCGGCCGGGACGGUGUCUACCGCCAGCUCCGCCUGCGGGGCCAGCAGCUGGAGGUCCUGCAGAAGCACAGGCCCUGCAAGGGGCUGCAGUGGAUCGAGGAGCUGUGCUUCACCCCCAGCGGGGACCUGCUUGUGCUGGGCUUUCAUGCUGACAACUUUGUGGUGUGGAGCAGCAGGACUGGCGGGAACCUCCACUGUGUCCCCUGUGGUGGGGGACACCGCUCCUGGAGCUACUGGAGCAGCCCCUCGGCUGAGGCCUUCGCCUUCAUCAAGAGUGGGGACGUGAUGCUCUACCACCGCGAGGCCGAGCCCUGCGAGCAGCAGGUGCUUCUGGCGUCCCUGCAUGGGCGGGAGAUCGCCUGCGUGCAGCGCCUGGGGGCAGUGGAGGUGCCCGGACACACCACCCUUAACGUCUUUGUUACCGGCAGCGAGGACACCACAGCCUGUGUCCUGGCACUCGACGAGCGUUCCCGGGCAGCCGUGCCCCUCGCCCGGCUCAGCGACCACAUUUCUAGCGUGAGGGCGCUGGCGCUGGCUGGCCCUGCAGGACCCGGUGAUGACAGUUUUGGUGGCAAAGGCUUGUCUGCCCUGCUCUUCUCUGCGGGCGGCCGGGCGCAGAUUGGGUGCUACCAGCUGCUGUGCACUGGGGACCCAGCCUCCGAGAGCGCUGUGGCCUGCCAGGUGGUCCAUGUGGCCUCCCACCGGCUGGACGAGCACUGGGAGCGGAAGAAGAACAGGCACAAGCUGGUCAAGAUGGACCCAGAAACAAGGUACAUGUCCCUCUCGGUCGUGCCCGGGACCAGCACUGAGCAGCUGCCAACACCCUGGAAGUUCCUGGCUGCUGCCUGCAGUGAUGGAUCGGUCCGGCUCUUUGGGCUGCUGGAGGCCGCCCGGAAGCUGGUGCUGGUGGCGGAGUCGUUUUACCACCAGCGCUGCGUGCUGAAGGUGGAGGCGUUCCUGCACGCGCGGGCAGGAGGGGAGAGGAGACACCUCCUGUGCAGCGCGGCCACCGAUGGCAGCGUCGCUUUCUGGGACAUCACCAGCCCCAUCACGGAUGCGGUGGACGCCCUGCACCGAGUGGAGGGAGAGAUGCAGCCCCUGGCCCUGGGCGCCCCGCUGCUCACCGUCAUGGCCCACAGCUGCGGUGUGAACAGCCUCCACGUCCGUGAGACACCAGAGGGACAAUACCUGGUGGCCAGCGGCAGCGAUGAUGGCUCCAUCCAUGUCUGCCUGCUGGAGGUGGCCUUGGGCAAGGGGGAGACUGCGGCAGGGACCUGCUUGCGUGUGCUGGAGCGGGUGGCCAGGCCCUGUGCCCACGCCGCCCAUGUCACGGGGAUCCGGGUGCUGCGGCCGGACCUGCUGCUCUCCGCCUCGGUGGACCAGCGCCUGACGCUGUGGCGCUGGGGCCCAGGCGGGCUCGAGGCCCUCAGCACCACCUUCUUCCACGUGCCCGACCUGGCCGAGGUGGACUGCUGGGAGGUGAGGGAGGCUGGGGGGGAGCUGCACUACUACUGCGUGCUCUGCGGGCAGGGGCUGGAGAUGCUGCGUGGCACAGCCCCCCCAGAGACCCCUCCACAGCAGGGUCCCCACUAAUGGGGUAGGAACAGCACACCCCGUUCCCUGCCUAUGUGCUCUGCCCAUCACCACAGCACCUGUCCCAGCCUGCCCACUGACGUGUCCUUUCUCGAGGGAACAGGAGUGCUUGGCUCCUCUAGGGACAGCACAGCCAUGUCUCAGGUGCUCAAGGCUGGCGAUCUCGGGGGAGAAGUAAGAUGUGGUCCAUCCCGGACCAGCCCACAGCUCCCCAGGCAAUGAAGGAGGAGUAGGGUCAUCAGCCCACUCUGCCCAGGAGAAACUGCUCCUUCCCAAGGUGUGAGGGACCUGUGUCCAGGCUUUGCAGCCCUGGUCCUAGAGAGGAAUCUUAUCAGAAAGGUGCUGAGCACCAUACCCAGCCCUGGGAGCUGAGGGGCAGCAGGAGGCCAAGACCAGCUGGGCGCUGGUGUGGCGUGUGGCAGGCUGCAGCCGCGUGUGACAGCCCUGUCACUGUGUACAGUGCUGGGGACUGUACUGAAAUGAGUGGGGACACUGAUCUGCAGCAGCAGCCCAAAGUGCUGUGCUAUGCUGGCCUCAGCCAGCCCCCCCCUUUCCUCAGAGCAGCCUUCAGUGCUGCCUCGGGGUUGUCACAGGACCCAGCACAAGAAGCUGCAGGUGGCCCCAGCCCCACACGGGGCAAGGUGCUCUUUGGGGUCAGACACACACACUGUUUGUCCAGCAACAAAUGUAUUGGACCCCAGUAUUGGGGCCUGGUGGGAUGGGAGCCUCAGGAGCUCCCUGCCAGCACGGAGUCGCCUUCAAUAAAUGGCUUUGAGGGACCCAAG